Messenger RNA from Cololabis saira (Pacific saury), 2233 nucleotides. RefSeq names its product serine/arginine repetitive matrix protein 1-like. The coding region runs from base 350 to 2065 and encodes 571 amino acids. The transcript is spliced from 12 exons. The record is from RefSeq and is a predicted model, not a curated record. NCBI's taxonomy places the organism in Eukaryota, Metazoa, Chordata, Actinopteri, Beloniformes, Belonidae.
AAUGAGGUGUCAUGUUUCCCCUUUGAAAAUUACCUCCAGAAAAUCAAGAAGCAUGUCAGGAGUGGAAAAAGUCCUCUGGAACAGGUGACGAGGCGUCUGGCGGAACUGGAACACUCGGGCGUGAACAUGAGCGCUACAAAGCCUAGAAAAUUUGCUUCCAUCAAAACGAAAGACUGUUGUUUUCUUUUGAAAGAUCAGCAAUUUGCCUUCAUUCGACAGCAAAAUGCAGAUGGUUCUUUUGAAUGCGAAAUCCUGCACCAGCGUCACACGUCACCAUUUUUUAGCCAACCAUGCAGCUCUGGAUUGCUUGAUAUAGUGUGCACAGCAAACGGACAGGUCAGAAUGAGAAAUGCACAGUUGCUCGAGCGGGACCUGUACCGGAAGGUGGCCUGCCUACCCCGAGAAGCUGGUGGAUUUGUCCUCAUGCCCCUCCGUCACUCGCUGGAGCAUUAUUAUUGAAGUCAUGUAUGUGAGGGCUGUGUGGAAGGAGGGUGACAGAGAGGAGGAAGGCGUGGUCCCACAGAACUGGGUGGAUGAAGGGGAAAAGGUAGUUCGGUGGCCUUCAAGGUUUAGUGUCACUAAAACAGAGAAGGCGAUAAGGGAUCGGGUGGAGCCAGAGGAGGACUGGCUCGUCUUCCCCUUAUUGAAGAUUAAGAUGACAUCCGCCAAGCGCAGAGAAUGCGCAAUAUACAACCUCACAAGCCUGGCUGAGGAUGAAGAGGAAGACGAUGAGAGACCGGCUAAAAAGAGGCCACGGAAGAAAAAAAAUAUUCCAGACUUCCUUGAAAAUGAUACUUCUGAAUCCGACGAGGAAAGCAACAGAGGUCCAACCCUGUCAAGCUUUCCGGAGCCUCCGGCCAAGGUUUCUCCCCUUCGUCAUUCAAUCUUUACUGAACAUCCAGAAAGGGGUGUUUCCAGGUCCAGGUCUUGCUCCACCAGAGGCCUGUCCAGGUCUCCCAACCCCACUCCGUCCAGCUCGGCCACGUCUCACUCUGCCAGACGCCCGUCCAGCACUCCCUCGACCAGACGCCCGUUCAGGUCUCCCAACCCCACUCCCUCCAGCAGCUCGGCCACGUCUCCCUCCGCCAGACGCCCUUCCACGUCUCAAUCCACGAGACGCCCCUCAUGGUCUCCCUCCCCCAGACGCCCCUCAUGGUCUCCCUCCCCCAGACGCCCCUCAUGGUCUCCCUCCCCCAGACGCCCGUCCGGGUCUCCCUCCCACAGACGCCCGUCCGGGUCUCCCUCCCACAGACGCCCGUCCGGGUCUCCCUCCCACAGACGCCCGUCCGGGUCUCCCUCCCACAGACGCCCGUCCGGGUCUCCCUCCCACAGACGCCCGUCCGGGUCUCCCUCCCACAGACGCCCGUCCGGGUCUCCCUCCCACAGACGCCGGUCCGGGUCUCCCUCCCACAGACGCCGGUCCGGGUCUCCCUCCCACAGACGCCGGUCCGGGUCUCCCUCCCACAGACGCCGGUCCGGGUCUUCCUCCCACAGACGCCGGUCCGGGUCUUCCUCCCACAGACGCCGGUCCGGGUCUUCCUCCCACAGACGCCGGUCCAGGUCUCCCUCUCCCAGGCGCCCGUCCAAGUCUGGCUACGCCAGAUAUGAUGUUAAAACCUGGACCUUCCCCUUGCCUCAGGAGGUAUUUCAAAAAAAAGUUCUAAGCCUGCUGCUUCAGAUUCGCGACCAACAUUCUGCACCAACAUCUGCCCUGGUUGGGAACAUCGUCAGGAUGGAGACGAUGGAGCAAUUUGAAGAGGAGGAAGUGCAGCUAAUGGACCCCAGUAAUUUUGAACGCAUGGUGCAGUGUCUGGCCAGAGUGGGAGGAAGGGACGCAAAGGAAUGUGUCAGAAAAGUCCUUGACAGGCUGUUCACGAACGCUCUUAUGGCCCAAUUUAACAUGAUGGGCAAGGGCCAGAAGGAGAAAAGGGCACUAAAGGGCACAAAGCUCUUCAAGGCAAUACAAGAAGGAGUAAUGAGGUUCGACAAGGCGGCAACGGAGGACCUUAUCAGGCAGACCACCGCUGACCACCUAAAACAUGCGCCGCAGAGACGCAAGCAGUGAGGCACCUCGUCGAUGUGGCAGUUUCCGUUUAUCCUGUUUCCUGUUUUGCAUCCUACAACACACAUCUCCACUCUCCACACACACAACAUGCACCUCAUGCUUACUUUACUGACAUCCACAUCCCAUGUUUUCUUUUUUUUAUUAAUAAACAUAUUUUUUUAUUCCUUA